GAAAGGAAGAGGCCGUGAGCUACAAAGUGUUAGCCGACCCAGGCAGGGGAGAGAUGUCACCUUUACUGUGUUAUUCUAGCCUUUAGUUUUAAACCUGCACGUUUAGAGAAGCACCAACACCGGGCUUAUAAACGCGUUACACACCCGUCUGGGUGCAGAAGGCGAGCGGAGGAAGAGAAAUGGGGAUAUAUUCGGCUGAAAACGCCAACAAAGCCAGCUGACUGGCUCAGGUAUAAGAUUAGCAUUAGCCAGCAGUCGUCAAAGGAGCGACUCUUUCAUUAAUAACCAAGGCUGCAUCUAUCGGUUGUUUUACCAAGUGAAACCACAACAAGCGACCAGCAUCAAAUGAAAGGUGGUGGAGGUGGAACUUGACCCAACGGACUGAGUCACCAUUUUCCUGCACAUAAUGGGUCUGAUGGCUACGCUGUAUGCAUGACUUGUUUCGUGUGGCCUGAUGGGAGGACAUUGUGGAUAGUACUUUCAUCGGGAUACCAGGAGAGCCAUCCCAUGCCCCCGCUUGGAGGGCCUGUCAGAAUGAAGAAGAUAAGCCUUAAGACCAUCCGCAAGUCCCUCAGCAUAAAGGGCAAAGAGGAGGGUGACUUUGUCAUGCUCCAGCAGCCCUCGGUGACUACCGAGUUUUCGAAGGAGGAGUCGCUUUUUGGGGGCUGCUAUACCAAAGAGCUCUCUGGCUGUGACCUCGCUGGCGAAGAGGAGAAAGCGAGCCAGAACAAGGGCCGCUCGAAGACCGAGAGCCUGAUGGGAUCGCUGAAGAGGAGGCUGUCGGCCAAGCAGAAGGCAAAAGGGAAAGGUGGUUCUUCCGCCAUAGGCUCGGUGGACGACGACGACACCUUUUCGUCCUCCUCUGUGCCCAUCAGCUUCAACGAGGUGAAAGCCCAGAGGCCUCUCAGAUCCGCGUCCUUACGGAGUCACCAUUACAGCCCGUCGCCGUGGCCGCUGCGGUCGGUCAACUCCGACGACGCGUGCAUAAAGAUGGAGGUGAAAGUCAAAGCCAUGGUCCACUCUCCGAGCCCGAGUCCCAACUUGAACGGCGUCCGGAAGGAGUUUCACGACUUUCAGAUGGAAGGGCUCUUUCAGGACCAAGCGGAGUCCUUAAAGAAUCUCCAGCAACCACAAAACGGUGAGCUGCAUCUAAAUAUCGAUGAUAAUGACGUGCCUGUGGUGCUGGGGUUGACGCCCCAGGACUACAUUCAGUACACGAUGCCUUUAGAUGAGGGAAUGUACCCGGAAGGGUCCCACUCCUUCUGCCUGGACAACUCCUCUCCUAUGGAGGUGGCGACGGAGGCCGACAGCAGGUCCCUCCACACGGACCAGGGACAGGAGGAGCACGAUCUGGUUAGCGGGUUGUCUCCGGAUCUCUUCAUGGAAACCUCAGUUAAUAGUAUUCUUCACGGUUCUGCUAGUAUGAUGCUCCAAAGCUCCAGAGUAGAGGUCCCGCCUCCCCUUUCUCCCCUCCUGCCGCCCAUGACAAGCAACGGACACAUCCCCAGGACUUUUUCAGGGUUCAGCCCUUCCGACAGCCAGGUAGCCGAGAGGGUGAGACACCACCUCAACUUCGACCCCAACUCGGCCCCGGGGGUCAGCCGGGUUUACGACUCGGUGCAGAGCAGCGGGCCCAUGGUCGUGACCAGCCUGACGGAGGAGCUGAAGAAGCUCGCCAGGCAGGGCUGGUACUGGGGCCCCAUCACGCGCUGGGAAGCGGAGGAGAAGCUGGUCAACUUGGUCGACGGCUCAUUUCUGGUCAGAGACAGCUCGGACGACAGGUACCUGCUCAGCCUGAGCUUCAGGUCGCAGGGCAAAACCCUCCACACGCGCAUCGAGCACUCCAACGGACGCUUCAGCUUCUACGAGCAGCCCGACGUGGAGGGGCACACGUCCAUCGUCGACUUGAUCGAGCACUCCAUCAAAGACUCGGAGAACGGGGCUUUUUGCUAUUCCAGGUCUCGCCUGCCGGGGUCCGCGACCUACCCGGUCCGACUCACCAACCCAGUAUCUCGGUUUAUGCAAGUGCGCUCUCUGCAGUACCUUUGCCGCUUCGUCAUCAGGCAAUACACGAGGAUAGACCUGAUCCAGAAACUGCCCUUACCCAACAAGAUGAAAGAUUAUCUGCAGGAGAAGCACUACUGAGGACACAGAGACAGGACAGUGGUAGCAAUUUGCACUUUUGUGUUCAGUUAAAGAGAUUUAAACAAGGUUUACAGACAACCACGGUUUUUGAGACGAUCGGUUCUGGUGGCUCUUGAUUUGUUGUGUCCAGGUGACCCUGUCACUGUUUAGUCCUCCAUUCCACUGUUCUGGGUUUGUUUUUGUUUUUUGUUUUUUUGUUUUUUUUUUCUCGCUGGUUCUCUGUGGCUCUGUGACUUCCAGAAAUAUCAACCAGCACAUAAUCUAUUGCAAAAUAUAGCAGCGCUAUACAGCCAAGUAACAUUAUCGGAAUACGUUAAGUGCACACAUUAAGCACCGCGACGCAUGGAUGUGUGUAAUAUCCAGCUGUGCAAGUAGAAGCAGAUAUUCAUAAAUUUACUGUUGAAGUUGGAAAAAGUAGGAAAAAAGUGUAAUUCCACUCUGAAUUUGAGAAGUCAUUGAGUUUUUAUCCACAAAAUUGUACAUUUUAACAAUGAUUUCUAGGCGGGAAGCUACGUCAGAUUCGUGUCGGGCUCUGCAGGCUGGUAAAUUUUGAUCAUCUCUUGCAUUUUAAUUUUUUUUAGACGUUCAUAUUUCUCAGCGUGAGACGACUGCAAAUGAGAAGGUGUUCUCUGCGUACAUACUUUGCCAUCAGUCAGUUAGGAAGGUGAGGCUUCGUCGUUCGGGCCUGAUCUGCGAUUCUGAUGCCGAGCGGUUUAUAAAUAUAACUACGUUUUGGCUUUUGGCUGAACGGUGCUGGCUUUUAGUUUUGAAUCCGUCACGGACGCGGAAAACACAAAUGUUAAACCAACCAAAACACACGGAGUUGCAAGAGAAAUGCACAAUUUGCCAGUCUGUCCGAGGCUUUAAAUAAUUAUAAUUUUUUUUUUUUUUUUAGUUUAGAGGUAGCUUUAAAAUUGUAUGGCUGCAUGUAGCCAUUAUACAUUGUGCAAGCCUAAAGGUACUGAUUAUGCUGGAUUUUAAUGUUCAUCGAUUUAAUGUAUAAAUCUCUUUUGAAAUAUGUUAACACAUUGAAAGUGAAAUCUUUCUGCAUUAGGAAUGUUACAACAACAAAAAAAAAACAAAAAAAAAAAAGAAGAAUACUGCACCGCAGCUCAGGCCUAACAACUUCGUCACUAUGUGUAAUGCUUGUAUCUGCAUGUAGUCAAGGCUUUAAGACUGUCAAAUUUAAAGGCACUGUAGAGUCGCUCUAGAUGAGAGAGAAUAUCACGGCGGAGACGGUGAGAGGGUUUGGCUGUUGUUAAAGCGCAACUCUUGAGUAAAAAAAAACAAACAAAACAAACAAAGGAUGUUAAAUGCACAGUUUCCUUUACCUUUGGCGGGUUGAUUGUAACCUCCAUCGCCCUUGAACUGACAAACAUGAUCCGAGUCCGUAUGUAAGGGACGGCUCGUUCUUAGCCUCCGAACGCCAGCGCUGAGCUGGACCCGUAUCAAAGGAAAAACCCAGAAGAAGGUGUGAGCUUAGGUAAACAGAUUAUUUGGGAAAGCCAGGGUUAAAUCCUCCUCGCCACCUUGGAGUAAUGCCAGGGUUCAAUCACGACUGCAUUGGCGUCAUUAGCGCUAUAUGGGAUUUUUUUUAAGGACAUCUUUGGACAGUUUUGCUUAUUAUUCACGUUGUCCUCACAGAGCUGCACUAACCCCCCCCCCAACACACAGAUUAUCUCUCUACCGGGCUGUUUGCGCCAGAGUAAAGGGAAGAGCACACGGUUUGCUACGCAAGUGCUUUACACGGAUACUUGACAGGGAAUUGUGUUUUCACGUCAUGAAUGAUUUUAUCUUUUCUCGACAUCGGCGUCCUUAAAAAAGCAUUUUGGAAAAAACGGUCCCUCGGACAACUUUGUUAGGUCGUUAGCGCGUAGGUCUAGUUUUUAGUUUUAGCUGGAAGUGUCGGCGUCUGAGGAAGGAACCAGGAAUCUUAGCACAGCAGAAAUAAAAAUAAAAAUAAAAAUUCGAUAGGAACUCUGGAUGGUGUUGCAUGUUUUUAAAAGACGUAGCAUUUUUUUAAAAAAAAGCUUUGAGUUGUGUAGGAAUGAAGGAUUUAGGUUUGCGUGUUUUUUGGCUGUGCGUAGAGAGAUGUGUUUUUUUUUUUUCCGUCACAAACAUUGGCUGGACAUUCUGUGUACAAGAGAUGUGUUUUUUUUUUUUUUUUCUUUUGGAGAUUUUUUUUUUGUUUUUUCGUCUGUUCUGUGACAUUCGCC
This is a messenger RNA of Mugil cephalus (flathead mullet), 4361 nucleotides long. It is a transcript of the gene socs6a, whose product is annotated as suppressor of cytokine signaling 6. The record is from RefSeq and is a predicted model, not a curated record. Gene Ontology annotation, biological process: protein ubiquitination; regulation of growth; phosphatidylinositol phosphate biosynthetic process. Gene Ontology annotation, molecular function: 1-phosphatidylinositol-3-kinase regulator activity. Lineage: Eukaryota; Metazoa; Chordata; Actinopteri; Mugiliformes; Mugilidae. Gene Ontology annotation, cellular component: phosphatidylinositol 3-kinase complex.